AUGACCUCGGUGAUUGAGAUGCCUGGUGACGCAGUGGCAGCGACGGCCUCGGGGCACAAGUACAGUGUGAUUCUCCCGACGUAUAAUGAGCGCGAGAACCUGCCGAUCAUCGUGUUCCUGCUGUGCCGCAUGUUCCAGCAGCAGGGCCUCAACUAUGAGAUUGUGAUUGUGGACGACAACUCGCCGGACGGCACCCAGACGAUUGCGCGCCAGCUGGCUGCGCUGUACGGUCCCGAGCAUAUCGUGCUCCGCCCGCGCGCGGGCAAGCUGGGUUUGGGGACCGCCUACAUCCACGGCCUCGAGUCGUGCACGGGCGACUUUGUGGUCAUCAUGGACGCAGAUUUCUCGCACCACCCGAAAUUCAUCCCCGACAUGAUUGCGAAGCAGAUCCACACGAACGCUGAUAUUGUGCAGGGUACGCGCUACUCGGGCCCGUCGACGGGCGCGGGUGUGUACGGCUGGGACCUGAAGCGCAAGCUUGUAAGCCGCGGCGCAAACGUGCUCGCGAGCUUUGUGCUUGACCCGCGCACGACGGACGUCACGGGCAGCUUCCGGCUGUACAAGCGUGCGGUCCUCCAAACGCUCAUCACCCAAGUCAAGUCCAAGGGCUACGUAUUCCAGAUGGAGAUCCUCGUGCGCGCCAAGGCGAUGGGCUACUCGGUCGAAGAGGUGGCGAUCACCUUCUGCGAUCGGGUGUAUGGAGAGAGCAAGCUGGGCGGCGACGAGAUUGUUGGCUAUGCCAGGGGCGUGUGGCAGCUCUUUGUAGGCAUUUAA
Messenger RNA from Malassezia sympodialis ATCC 42132, 774 nucleotides. It is a transcript of the gene DPM1, whose product is annotated as dolichyl-phosphate beta-D-mannosyltransferase. The record is from RefSeq and is a predicted model, not a curated record. Gene Ontology annotation, cellular component: endoplasmic reticulum membrane. Gene Ontology annotation, biological process: protein O-linked glycosylation via mannose; GPI anchor biosynthetic process; dolichol-linked oligosaccharide biosynthetic process. Gene Ontology annotation, molecular function: dolichyl-phosphate beta-D-mannosyltransferase activity. NCBI's taxonomy places the organism in Eukaryota, Fungi, Basidiomycota, Malasseziomycetes, Malasseziales, Malasseziaceae.